Molecule: messenger RNA, 715 nt
Organism: Drosophila guanche
Lineage: Eukaryota; Metazoa; Arthropoda; Insecta; Diptera; Drosophilidae
Gene: Kmn1
Exons: 2
Coding region: 80-634 (184 amino acids)
Source: RefSeq, a predicted model, not a curated record
AUUGUACAGCACUCUUUUCUUAUUCUAAGCGCCGCGCAAAAUUUUCUUCCAAUCAUUUUUACCCAAUAACUUCACUAAAAUGAACCCAAUAACUACUGAUAAUGUCCCACAUGAGCUGGGCGAUGACAUUUCGGAUAUUGAUAUGGAAGAGGUUCCGGCCCAACUGGAAAAGACUUUGAAGCCGACAGUCCAUGAGACCAAGAGCCUUUUCAACAUCAGCAUUAAAGAACUUUGGGACUCUACCAAUAGUGAUGAGGAAGUGGAGGAGUACAAGACGGACAUCAAUAUCAAACAGAAGAAGUUUGUGGACUAUAUAAUUGCAGAACACAAAAAGAGCGAGGAAUCUCUAAAAGAAUACGAGGCUACCCUCGUAGACUUGCACCCGAGCUGUGAGAUCAAGCCGAGUGUAGAGCAGCAAGUCUUUCUGGACCAGUCUCCCGACAUCCAGAACUUUAUACGCGGACACCUGGAAUUCCGUAAUAGGUGCGAGGCGUUCUGGGUGAAGCACGAGCAAAUGAAGGAGUUGCAAGCCCGCAUAGUGGAGCGCUUCCAGCUGCUCUUAAACCAAAUUGCGCUGAACGCUAUAAACCAAAAUUUGGCCAAUGAACCCAAGAAGCCAGCAAAACAAGGUUAGUUUUAAAAUGUAUUCUUAGUUAUUAAAAAGAGAAAUAAACGAAACGAUAUGUAGAAGAAAUAAAAACACUGGCUAACAAAA